Messenger RNA from Anoplophora glabripennis (Asian longhorned beetle), 339 nucleotides. RefSeq lists its product as uncharacterized. Lineage: Eukaryota; Metazoa; Arthropoda; Insecta; Coleoptera; Cerambycidae. The coding region runs from base 19 to 276 and encodes 85 amino acids. The transcript has a single exon. The record is from RefSeq and is a predicted model, not a curated record.
AGCAAUAAGGAGUACAUCAUGGUAUUGCAAUUCCUCAUUCGUAUUUUGGCCAACAACGAACACUUAGUGCAACGUCUCAGUGAAUCGUAUCCUAUGCGAAAGGCUGCCCAGGUUAUCGUCAGGGCCGUAUUUUCAGGGAAAAACUUUAUAGAAGAAAGGAAGUUGCACGAGAAGCUGACUCCGGAACAAUUUCGAGCAUUGAUGAAUGAAGUAGCAGCUAAUUUUCAGAACAAGAUUAAACAAGCGCACGAGAGUAUUAAAGGGAAAAUGAAAUAAUAGUAGUAUAUAAUUAAACUGAAAUAUAUUGGGCUAUUUUAGUAAUAAAUGGAUAUUUAAUUU